Molecule: messenger RNA, 1609 nt
Organism: Pistacia vera
Lineage: Eukaryota; Viridiplantae; Streptophyta; Magnoliopsida; Sapindales; Anacardiaceae
Product: protein CHUP1, chloroplastic
Exons: 2
Coding region: 128-1423 (431 amino acids)
Biological process (GO): chloroplast organization
Cellular component (GO): chloroplast outer membrane
Source: RefSeq, a predicted model, not a curated record
UCUUAAUCAUACACCUUAAAACAACCACAAACAUUCACAAUUUCAUCAUCCCAUCAAGAUUGUGACAGAUUUUUCAAUUUCAUUUCUUUAUAGAAUUUUGAGUUUUUCAGCUCAAAAUUAACUUCUCAUGGAUGGUUCAGCAUCAAAAGCUGAAGUUAUAAAGCCGGUUCUGCUCAAAGCUGGCAUUCCUUUGGGUCUGUCUGUGGCUGCUUUUUUUUAUGCAAGGAUCAUGGCAAAAAGGAGUGUACUUUCUAAAGAAGAAGCUCUAGAAAACCAGGUGAGCUCUAUCAAAACUGAUUCUUUUGAAGAGUUGAGAGAUGAGGAAGAAGGUGAAGAGAUUAUCAGAAAUACCCAUUUGAUGAACAAUUUAGUAGGAGUUUCUAGUUAUCAGGAUAAGGUUGAUUAUGAGCAAGAGAUUUUAGGCCUAAGAAACCAAGUUGAAGAUUUGGAAAAGAGAGAAUGGGAGAUGAAGAGGCAGCUUGUUCAUUAUCAUGAUUUAAAAGAGCAAGAAUCUAUGCUUAUGGAGAUUAAAUAUAUGUUGUUGUUGGAGAAAGGUCAUGUUGAUUUGUUGGAUAGAGAGAUUUCAUCCAUGGAGGCAGAGAACAGAAGGGUUGAUAAUUUGGUGGUUGAGUAUCUGAGAGUCCUAGAGCAGCUUCAAUGUUGGAAAUCAGAAAGUGGGUUGCUUCGGAGGAAGGUAAAGAAGCUUUUGAAGAAAGCUAAAGAGCAAUCAUGUAUCAUAAGGGAAAAGAACUUGAAGAUUGAAGCUACAGAAGAAGAAAUAUUGAGUAGCCGCAACACGAUAGAACAAAAAAGUAAUGUUGUCAGGAAAUUGCAGGAUGAAAUGGGAGAAUUGCAAUCUGUUAUUGAUCAAUUGCAGGAACAAAACAGGGAACUGUUGAGCAAGGUGCAAUUGGCAGAGCAAUCGGCAUCAUUAAUCUCAAAGAUUGAAGAUGAAGGAAUAACAAUGGAAGAUUACAAACAGCUUGUAGAUGAAUAUGAACAACUUCAAAAGGAUCGAGCGGCUGAAGUUAAGGAAUUGAUUUACUUAAGAUGGACUAAUGCAUGCCUAAGACAUGAGUUAAUGAGGAAUCACGCACAGACGCAACAGCAAGAACAAAAUCAAGAGAAGAAAAACAUUAUGGAGUUAGAAUUUGAAGGGUGUGGAGAUCACGGCAUGCAGCAUCACCUGGUUUUGGAGCAUGGUGAGCCUUGCUUAAGUGUGGAAAAUGCUGGUAGUUCAAAAAGGCCAAAGUUGCUGCAGAAGCUUAAAAGAUGGGUGGAGGGAAGUGAGAAAAUGAAAUCUAAGUUUGAUGAGAAAGAGAAGCAUGAAAUUAAGUGCUUUGGGAGGCAUUCCCAUUCUGUUUGUGAUGAACCAGAGGAAGAGCAUGUAAAUCUUCCAAGGAAGUCAUGGUCCAGUGCAUGACCAUCCUGCAAACUUCAGAGAAUUGCUUAAACUAAAAGCAACCUAUGUUUUAGGAAAAUGAAAAUUCAAUAACAUAUGAAUGUCAGAAAUGAAUAAAUUGAGUAAAAAAGUGGAGCUACUGAUGCUGCCUCAAGUCAAUUUUUAAUACAAUGUGUAACAUUUCAUAUGAUAAAUAAGACCUACAUU